This is a messenger RNA of Carassius auratus (goldfish), 1974 nucleotides long. Its product is annotated as B-cell linker protein-like. The record is from RefSeq and is a predicted model, not a curated record. Bases 66 to 1652 code for a protein of 528 amino acids. NCBI's taxonomy places the organism in Eukaryota, Metazoa, Chordata, Actinopteri, Cypriniformes, Cyprinidae. Gene Ontology annotation, biological process: intracellular signal transduction; cell surface receptor protein tyrosine kinase signaling pathway. Gene Ontology annotation, molecular function: protein binding. The transcript has 25 exons.
CCUCUGCCAAACACUAGUUAUUAUCAGAGCCGGUCGAGAGGAGUCAGUCUAGAAAACAGAGCAGGAUGAGUUUACCGACCAGAGAGCAAUGUGAGGGAUGGAGUCCAGCGCAGGUCGCCGCUCUUCUGAGUCAGCACAAUCUGAAAGAGUGUGAAGAAGCUGUACAGAGACACAUGAUUAACGGCAGUCGCUUUCUGACGCUCUCUGUCGGUGACCUCAACAGAUUCAGCAUCAUUCAUCGGCCGCAGAUCCAAAAAAUCGUUCAAGACAUAAAAAAGAACGACGACAGCCUUUUCAACAGACUAAAAAGGUUUCAGAACGAACAAACAGCUAACAUUCUCAAAACUGGGAGAAAUACGCUGGACCGAAUCAAGAAGAAAAGACCUCCGAAAGUCCCAGUGCGAGACUAUCAAGGCGAAGCUCCGGAUUCUGAGAAAUACUCUGAUUCAGAUUUUGACAGCGAUACGUACGAGGACCCUCAGGACGAUCAUGAUGACAGCUACGAGCCUCCGCCGAGGCUUGAAGGACACACGAGGGCCUUUAAGGUCAGCUCGUCCAUCAGCAGCCCCAGAGCUGAGUAUGUGGACAGCUGUCGUGGUCGACCGGCAAAACCAAACCAUCCUUUCCAUGUGCAACAGAAGCCCAAACCCCCACGAGCGACCCACCGCAGCCUGCCAGAGGAAGAUGUUGGCGAUUACAUCCAGCCAGAAGAACCAACAGCUGAUGAUAAUUACAUUGACCCCAAUAAGAAAGCACUAACCAAGCCGCAGAUCAACAGAGCAGUCAAACCGUGGACUCCUGCUCGUGUGCACGCUCCGGAUUUCUGUGAGUUUCCUGAGAUGAAGGAGAAUUCUCACUCUAAGAUGAGCAGGAGUAACAGGACUCUACAACCAAACACACAUAUGGCGCCACCUAAAGCCAGUCCGCGAAUGAACAUCAGAAGGCCAUCAACUCCAGAACCACAGUCAGAGGACGAGUAUGAGGUGUGUGACGCAGACGACAAUGUCAAUGAGGAGAGCACAGAGGCCUGGAGACAAUCAAUGCCCACACCACAACCUAGAGACCUGAAGAAACCUAAUCCUGCUUUGACACCGAAACCAAACAUUGCUCACAGAGGCAGUGAAGCCACAUCUAUUAAAACAACACCAGCAACUAUAUCACGAAGCCCACCGGACACCAUGCCAAGCUCAACAGGGUUCCACCGAGCAAAAUACAUGCCUCAGCCUCAACAGCUUCCCGCCCAAAGUAGAGGCACGUUGCCUUCAGACGGCAGAUCAGCCAGAGAUGCUGAAGAGGAAGCUGGUGUGUAUAAAAAGGUUUGGUAUGCCAGCAAAUGUGACCGCAGGACAGCAGAGGACGCUCUCAUACGCUCAGCUGAGGACGGCUCUUUUCUGCUCAGGAAGAGCUCUGGUGUGGACACACAGCAGCCGUACACACUGGUGGUGUUUUAUAACAGCCGAGUUUACAACAUCCCUGUCCGCUACAUCGCAUCCACCAAACAGUAUGCUUUGGGGAAAGAAAAACAAGGAGAGGAGCGCUUCAGCAGUGUCUCAGACAUCAUUGAGAACCACCAGAAGAAUCCUCUAGUGCUGGUCGACUCUCAAUGCAACACCAAAGACUCCACCAAACUCAGACACGCAGUCAAGCCAUGAGACAUUCAGGACACACAUCACUGCAUUGAGAGAGAAGAGUUUCACAUCUUACCUUGAGAGAUGAUGGAAACAGAUCUACGCGUGCACAGCUGGGACUUGCUGCUACUUUUAUAACUUAUUUUGCUGGCUGACAGGUUGCUUUUGGAAGAAGCAGUAGCAAACCGUCUCGGAAAACUGAGAGAACAGCAAUGUUGUACAAGAUACGCAAAUAUGGUACAGCUGUACAGUUUAUAAUAUGUCUUUGGGUGUAUGAAUCUUUGUAUUUAAACAUUGCUUUGCAUUGCAUUGUGUUGAGUAAAAUAAAUAAAAAAAAGUCUUCUUU